UCUUUUCUAAAUCUUGUGCGGAAGCAAAAAGUGAUUUUAGGGAUUCCAAAGGUUUGAGAGAAACGCAAGUAACCUAACAAAGCAGUUCAGCAGCUAUGUCCCUUCCUAUUGAAGUUAUACAAGAAAAUCAGCUCCCAAAAAUGGAGAACUCGGAGGAACAGGAAAUCAAGGAAAUAGAGAAGAUUGAGAAGAGAUUCAGCUUAUUCAGCUUCUCGAGGAAUUAUCCAUUUCUCAUUCUUCCGCAACUCUAUCUUGAAACUCAUCUUGACAGGGUGAUUAAAACAGAAGAGGAGAAGUUUGAUGAUUUAUAUGAUGACCUUGAACUAGAGGUCUAUGAGAAAUGGUUUCUCAAAGCUCUUAAUGAUGUUUUACCAAAUAGAGAGGAGAAGUUUGAUGAUUCAUAUGAUGACCUUAAACUAGAGGUCCUUGAGAAAUGGCGUCUCAAAGCUCGUAAUGAUGUUUUUGCAGAUGCAAAGGCAAAGAUGUAUGAUGACGCUAUUGCUGAGAUGAAAAGAAAGUCAAAGAUGAAGAAGGGAUCUCAUCCUUCCUUUAAAGUGAUAAAUAUUGAGGGAGAAGAUAAGGCAAUUGAAGGAGAUCCAGAGAUCAGAAUUCAGAAGAAACAUCCUAAACAAGAUCAUACUGUAUGGGCAACCUUCUUCAGCUCAGAAAUUGCCAUGGCAUGUUGUUUGGGCAAUCCUUUGGACAAGUUAUACAAAGUGGAAAGCAUUGGUAAGGUGAAGGAGCAAUCACUUAUAAAUUUUGGAGAAGCAGUUUCUGUCUAUGCUCCAUGCAUAACAUUUACUGCAAUAUUCUUCACGAACUUCAUUUACACAGCGAUUCUUACACGACCAUUGGCUUUUCGUGUGCAUGCAAACUCAAUGCUGCUGCUACUUUUCAUGUAUUACAUUUUAGCAUUUGCAGAAGCAUUGUCUAGUUAUGGUGUUGCCUUGGGUUCAACCGAAGUUCCUGCUCUUAUGUUUGUCUGUGGAGGGGCAAUUGGCCCAAUGCUGCUUAUGGGCUCCAUCAUCAUGGGGCUGAAGUCUGUCUUUAAAAACCAGAUUCCCUCUAAAAUAGGUUAAACUUUUUGGAUGGAAUACUAAAACAAUGACUUUCUCAUACAAUGCUAGGUCACACUUAUCAGUGACUUUCUUUUUCGUUUUUUUUCAAUGUGCUCGUGAAAUUAUUAGCUUGUACUUGCCGAUGAAAUGAAAUUGAGAACCGAUUUCUUCCCCA
Molecule: messenger RNA, 1233 nt
Organism: Vigna angularis (adzuki bean)
Lineage: Eukaryota; Viridiplantae; Streptophyta; Magnoliopsida; Fabales; Fabaceae
Exons: 9
Coding region: 96-1079 (327 amino acids)
Source: RefSeq, a predicted model, not a curated record